Eurytemora carolleeae is the source of this 2249-nucleotide messenger RNA. It is a transcript of the gene Cog4, whose product is annotated as conserved oligomeric Golgi complex subunit 4. The record is from RefSeq and is a predicted model, not a curated record. NCBI's taxonomy places the organism in Eukaryota, Metazoa, Arthropoda, Copepoda, Calanoida, Temoridae. The transcript has 17 exons. Bases 33 to 2249 code for a protein of 738 amino acids.
AUUUUAUUUUCCCUUUUUCAGAAUUGUCUUCUAUGCAGCCAUUCUUAGGUUCAAAGUUUGACGUUAACGCUCUGAGUAAUAUCGAGGAUGUUAGAGCCGCGUUUGAACUUCUCUGCAGGGAGGAGGAUAAGGUUGGACACGAGCUGGACGAAGUCCUAGAUAAACAGACGGGGUUGGAUUCAAGAUUGAAAGCGGUGACAGCACUUACUCCUGAACUAGGAGAUGUCAAAUCCGAAGGCCGCAGAUUAUCAGGUUUAAUAUGUCACACAGCUCUGCUAGCUGAGAAGGUCAGCGCUAAGGUUCGCCAGCUUGACCUGGCGAAGAGUAGAGUUGCAGAGUGCCAACAGAGAGUUCAUGACCUUAUUGAUCUUAGGCGGUGUAGCGAAGGGGUAACUCUUGCGCUUCAAGAGGAGGAUUAUGAACAAGCCGCAGCGCAUAUUCAUAGGUUCCUGGGGAUGGAUGAGGGGGUUCUCCGCUUGACUUCAAGAGACCUAGAGAAAUCUGAAGGAGAAGAACAGAAGAAGAGUUCUAGUUUAGAUCUUAGUCUGGCAACUCUUCAUCAGGCAGAAAACAAGGUUCGUGGAAUAGUAAACAGACGGUUUGAUGAGGCCGUGAAUGCUGAGGAUCUGGCCUCUAUUGAGAGAUUUUUCAAAAUAUUCCCGCUCAUCAACCUGCACAGUGUAGGCCUCAACAAGUUCACCCUCUACCUCAGGGGGAAGCUCGCCGCCGCGAAUAAGGAUAAUUUGAAGCAGGCUCUGGAAACCGGACCCGGAGAUAAACGAUUCAACGUUAUUUUCGCGGACACCCUCACACUCCUAUUCGAGGGGAUCGCCAGGAUUGUGGAGAUCCACCAACCCUUGAUUGAAACCUAUUACGGACCAGGACGGAUGACUACAGUGCUGGGUUUGCUUCAGGAGGAGUGUGAUCGUCAAGCGGAGAAAAUAUUUCGCGAGUUUAAGAAAAGGCGUGGCAUUCAAGACAAGGUGAAUAAAGUGCGUGAGGUUCACCUUGGGAAGGUUAAGGAAGAGAAUAAACUUCAAGCCAGGGAUCUUGACACCAUUCUGGGUGAGAUGACCCUUCUUCAGGCACGCGUGGAAAUGUAUUUCCGGUUUGUACGGAAACGCUGUUUGGCGGAUAUCGAGGUUAGUGAGACUGGAGGAUCCGAGACGGUGGAGAAGAUGCUCACCACCAGCGAUCUAAACAGGAUUGCACAGGAUAGUUUAGGAGAUUAUAUUCUGCUGGAACAUUUCUUUAUGUCGGAGAAUAUUGCUAAGCUUUAUUUACAAAUCAGGGCAAUCGCCCUUUUAAAAAAUUUUAUCGUCAAUAUUUUAGAGCUUGUUUUUGUUCAAUUCAUACUUUUUUGUUUGUUUUGUUUUCAGGUGUUUCAAAACCAGAUGAAACUAGGUUUCCCAAGUACCUACCUGGACCAAGCAUAUACAGUGAUACAAUCCUCUCUCCAGGGUAAGCUAGGAGCUCCAUCUGACUCCGAGCGCCAGAAGCAGUUGUUCCUGGCGUACCUUAACAACACGGAGAGCGGGACGGAGUAUUUAACUCGUCUACAGAACUCCGUCCAGAUGGAUACAAGUGUUCUUUCUGCAUCCCUGAACCCCAAGCAGGCAGAGAAAAUACAGAACUGUCUCUCCGGUAUGAUCAGUGUAAAUGACAGGUUGAAGAUCGUCCUGGAUACUGGGAUGGCCGCGCUCCGAACUGCUGUCGUGAAACCACGUCUAAAACCCUGGAUUGAUAGUUUCACAACGAUCCCUCAUAAUAUCAACGAUGAGCAGUACUCGGAGUUUGAGGCGAACGAUCCCUUUGUUCAGGGUUUAAUCGUGAACCUUGACGGACUAUUGAACACCUUCAAGAUCGGAUUGACGACAGGGAACUACGAGAGGUUUGUGAUGCUAGUGGCAGGGGAGGUCACAUUACAACUAGAGAAGGCAGUCAUGAAAACCUCGUUUAGUAGACUUGGUGGAUUACAGUUUGAUAAAGAGGUUCGUAGUUUAUCCUCCUACCUUACCUCAGUAACUACCUGGACUAUCAGGGAUAAAUUCUCCCGUCUUGUUCAGAUUUCAUCAGUACUAAACGUGGAAACUCUACAGGAGGUUAGUGAGUUCUCCGGAUCUCAGUCUGUAUCCUCAUGGAAACUAGCUCCGGCAGAGGUAAACCUAUCUAUGAACAAACAGGUUCAGAUCUCAGAACAUCCAGGUUCAGAUCUCAGAACAUCUAGAUUGAGAUCUCUGAACAUCUAG